This is a messenger RNA of Xenopus laevis (African clawed frog), 2784 nucleotides long. It is a transcript of the gene smu1.S, whose product is annotated as SMU1, DNA replication regulator and spliceosomal factor S homeolog. Gene Ontology annotation, cellular component: nuclear speck; cytoplasm; nucleus. The record is from RefSeq and is marked provisional. Lineage: Eukaryota; Metazoa; Chordata; Amphibia; Anura; Pipidae. Gene Ontology annotation, biological process: mRNA splicing, via spliceosome.
GACGAUUUACGUGCAAGGGGAUUUGGCUCACUGUGUGUCUAUAGGUGUUUAGUGUAUGUUACUUGGUUUCAGAAAAAAUGUCUAUCGAAAUUGAGUCGUCUGAUGUCAUCCGGCUUAUCAUGCAGUACCUAAAAGAAAAUAGUUUGCACCGUACUUUAGCAACAUUGCAAGAAGAGACCACUGUGUCCUUAAACACUGUGGAUAGUAUUGAGAGCUUUGUGGCUGACAUCAAUAGUGGUCAUUGGGAUACAGUGCUUCAAGCAAUUCAGUCACUGAAGCUGCCAGACAAGACACUCAUCGACCUCUAUGAACAGGUUGUAUUAGAACUAAUUGAACUUCGUGAGCUGGGAGCCGCCAGAUCCCUUCUGAGGCAAACAGACCCAAUGAUAAUGUUAAAACAGAACCAAUCAGAAAGAUAUAUUCAUCUUGAGAACUUACUGGCCAGAUCAUAUUUUGACCCACGAGAGGCAUACCCAGAUGGCAGCAGCAAAGAAAAAAGGCGAACAGCAAUAGCUCAGGCAUUGGCUGGGGAAGUGAGUGUUGUACCUCCAUCACGUCUCAUGGCACUGCUUGGUCAGGCAUUAAAAUGGCAGCAGCAUCAGGGUCUUCUGCCUCCAGGUAUGACCAUUGAUUUGUUCAGAGGUAAAGCUGCUGUGAAAGACGUAGAGGAAGAGAAGUUCCCUACACAACUUAGUAGGCAUAUUAAGUUUGGACAGAAAUCACAUGUUGAAUGUGCUCGAUUUUCACCUGAUGGUCAGUACUUGGUUACUGGAUCUGUUGAUGGAUUUAUUGAAGUCUGGAAUUUCACCACUGGAAAAAUUAGAAAGGAUCUUAAAUACCAGGCUCAGGACAACUUUAUGAUGAUGGAUGAUGCUGUGUUAUGUAUGUGCUUCAGUAGAGAUACCGAGAUGUUGGCGACAGGAGCUCAGGAUGGCAAAAUAAAGGUGUGGAAAAUCCAGAGUGGACAGUGUUUGAGGAGGUUUGAACGUGCUCAUAGUAAAGGUGUCACAUGUCUUAGUUUUUCCAAAGACAGUAGUCAGAUUCUUAGUGCUUCAUUUGACCAAACUAUUAGGAUUCACGGCCUGAAAUCUGGAAAAACACUAAAGGAAUUCAGAGGACAUUCCUCAUUUGUGAAUGAAGCAACAUUUACUCAAGAUGGUCAUUAUAUUAUCAGUGCUUCAUCUGAUGGCACAGUAAAGAUAUGGAACAUGAAGACUACUGAGUGCUCAAAUACCUUUAAAUCACUUGGUAGUACAGCUGGAACAGACAUCACUGUAAACAGUGUCAUUCUUCUGCCAAAAAAUCCAGAGCAUUUUGUUGUGUGUAACCGGUCCAACACAGUAGUGAUUAUGAACAUGCAGGGACAAAUUGUAAGAAGCUUUAGCUCUGGUAAGAGAGAAGGUGGAGACUUUGUAUGUUGCACCUUGUCGCCCAGAGGAGAGUGGAUUUACUGUGUUGGUGAGGAUUUUGUGCUCUACUGCUUCAGCACGGUGACAGGAAAACUGGAAAGAACAUUGACUGUGCAUGAAAAAGAUGUUAUUGGAAUAGCUCAUCACCCACAUCAGAAUUUGAUUGGUACUUAUAGUGAAGAUGGACUCCUCAAACUGUGGAAGCCGUAGUGCGUCUGGUCCUUAUUCUACUCUUCUUUGCUUCAUGGGAAUAUUGCCAUUUCAGUGAAACUUUUUCUUUUUUAUGUUUCAAAACAGUGACUAAAAAUGUACCGUGGUACAUGUUGGGUAUUAAUUCCAAGGAGCUAAAAAAAGUGAAGCAUCCCAACUACAUAAUUUUUAUGUCACAUUAUAGUUGGUUGAAAUAUUUUCUGUUUGCUUUGAAGAAGAAGAGCUUUAAAAAUUUGGACCAUGUACUGCCUCACAGUAAGGCUUUUUGUUGCCUCUGGGCCUGCAUUAUAAACUUACAUACAUUGUCCCUAAUAAACAGUGACUAGCACCUAUUUUUUUCGUUUUCCCCUGAAGGAAACUGGCAUUUUGCCUAUAUUUUAAUUUUUUUCUUCAUUUGCUGUCAUUUACUGUGUCAGGAUGCAUAUUAUUCCCUGCGUGUUUCAUUGACCGUUGGAUUGUGUUUGUCACACUGACAUUAAAGAGGUUUGCAAAGUGCAAUUUUCCCAAUACUUGUGGUGUUACCAUUAUUAUUAUUUUGACUGAAAACUAAAAUGUUGGUUUUCUCUUCUAAAUACAGAGGAACCUCCCUCAUUUUAUAUUGUUGUUUAGUGGUCCCACCUAUAUAUAUUAUGCAUAAUACAUUUCCCUAUUUUUGCAUUUUCCUGGAUUUUACACCAUUUUUUCUGGUCCCCUGAAAAACAUAAAAUGGGGGUUUUACUGUAUUAUGAUCGGUCAACCAUUUAUGGAUAUAUGGUUUUAAUGGAAGUGGUUUUGAUCCACAAUAACUUCUGAAAUGACUAUCAAUUGGAAACCGCAGACUUAACAUAUUAGUCAACUCAACCUGAUUUGUGUGGCAUGUUGUCUAUUCAUUGAUGGCUAAACCUUGAAACCUUUGCAUGAAUUCUGAAUUCAGAAUUGUAUGUAUAUUAUAAGCAUAUACUGUAAUUAUGUUCAGUAUACCUUAAAUAUUACUUUAAUAUUUUGUUUGCUUUCUGUCUUCUCAGAUCACUGAAUAUUAUGAAUAACUUCUAGUCACAUUGGUCAUAUUUUUAUUUUUUGAUUGUAUUCAGAAUUUAAGAAUGUUUUGUUUUUUUUUUUGUCAAUUGUAGUCAUUCAUAAAGAAAACUGUGUUUUGGAAUAAACAGAUUAAUGCUUGAUGCAUAAA